GGCAGGGCUCCCACGGGCGCCGCUCCGGCCGACGCGCGUCCCCACUGUCACCUGGGCCGCCGGCAGGCAGGCGGCGGAGGCCCAGGAGCCAUGGGUGACUGGGGCUUCCUUGAGAAGCUGCUGGACCAGGUCCAGGAGCACUCGACCGUGGUGGGCAAGAUCUGGCUGACGGUCCUUUUCAUCUUCCGCAUCCUCAUCCUGGGCCUGGCUGGCGAGUCAGUGUGGGGCGACGAGCAGUCGGAUUUCGAGUGUAACACGGCCCAGCCAGGCUGCACCAACGUCUGCUACGACCAGGCCUUCCCCAUCUCCCACAUCCGCUACUGGGUGCUGCAGUUCCUCUUCGUCAGCACGCCCACCCUGGUCUACCUGGGCCAUGUCAUUUACCUGUCUCGGCGCGAGGAGCGGCUGCGGCAGAAAGAGGGGGAGCUGCGGGCACUGCCAGCCAAGGACCCACGCGUGGAGCGGGCACUGGCAGCCAUAGAGCGACAGAUGGCCAAGAUCUCGGUGGCGGAAGACGGUCACCUGCGGAUCCGUGGGGCGCUGAUGGGCACCUAUGUGGCCAGCGUGCUCUGCAAGAGUGUGCUGGAGGCAGGCUUCCUGUACGGCCAGUGGCGUCUCUAUGGCUGGACCAUGGAGCCUGUGUUCGUGUGCCAGCGCUCACCCUGCCCCUACCUCGUAGACUGCUUUGUCUCACGCCCCACGGAGAAGACUAUCUUCAUCAUCUUCAUGCUGGUGGUUGGACUCAUCUCCCUGGUGCUCAACCUGCUGGAGCUGGCGUACCUGCUGUGCCGCUGCCUCAACCGGGGGAUGAGGGCCCGGCAGAGCCAGGACACGCCCCCAGCCCAGGGCACCUCCUCGGAGCCUUAUGCUGACCAGGUCUUCUUCUACCUCCCCAUGGGUGAGGGGCCCUCAUCCCCGCCAUGCCCCACGUACAAUGGGCUCUCGUCCAGCGAGCAGAACUGGGCCAACCUGACUACGGAGGAGAGGCUGGCUUCUUCCAGACCCCCCCUCUUCCUGGACCCACCCCCCCAGAGUGGCCGGAAAUCCCCCAGUCGCCCCAGCAGCUCUGCUUCCAAGAAACAGUAUGUAUAAGAGCCCGGGAAGUCUUGCUGCCUUUAGUGCAAGACUCUGCAGAGAUGACUGGGGCUGGGGAAGCAGGUGCUUGCUGGCCAGAAGGCCUCACUGCAUGUUGUUCUUGAACACCUGGGGCCUUCCUGGUGACCAGAGGGCACCAUAGUUUCCCCUCCAGAAUGUGGCUUUGUCCCAGGCACAGACAGAGGCAGCUUGGGGUGCUCUUGGCCAAGGGUGUUUGGGCCCUGUGGUCUUUUUCACCGUGUUCAAAGGGACUCGGAGACAACUUCCUCCACCCCCACCCCCUGGAAGAUUCACCUCUGCCCAGGUUGUCCACACACCCUGUCCUCACAGAAAAAGGCUGGUCGAGGCUGCUGGGUCAGCCUUGAUCCCACACACAGACAGAGCCUGUGCUGGAUCUGGCCCUGUCAAGGGGACUGGGGUCUUGUUCUCAUCACUCCUUCCUAGUUCUGCUGUUUAUCCUUCUAAAAUAAACAGGA
Globicephala melas (long-finned pilot whale) is the source of this 1571-nucleotide messenger RNA. It is a transcript of the gene GJA4, whose product is annotated as gap junction protein alpha 4. The record is from RefSeq and is a predicted model, not a curated record. Gene Ontology annotation, biological process: cell-cell signaling. Gene Ontology annotation, cellular component: connexin complex. Lineage: Eukaryota; Metazoa; Chordata; Mammalia; Artiodactyla; Delphinidae. Gene Ontology annotation, molecular function: gap junction channel activity.